ACCAACACCCCGAGCACGAUAAGCAUCUCGCUGGCCCUGCCCAGCACCUGGGAGCCUUCCCCGCCUCCCAUUUCUCCCAGCAGGGUUUCACCGCGGAGCCGCGGCCGGAGCCACAUAAAUAGAGGUGCCGGGAGGUUGUGGGGCAGGAGAGGGGACACGUCCCGAGGGUUUGCACCGCAUCCCAGCGCCCGUCCCGCCUGCCCGGCCACCCUGCAGAAUCAUGGCCCUCGCCGCCGCCCUCCGCCUGUCGCUCGCCUGCCUCCUGCUCUGCAGCGCGGCCCCAAAACCCACGUGUGACCCCAGCGCCUGCUCCCCGUGCCCCGAGGAGGAGCCGGAGGGCACRGCCACCCCCAGCGCCGGUGGCUGCUGUCCCCCGUGUCCCCCGCCCUGCUCCUGCCCGCCCUACCUGCAGAGCGACUGCGACAUGCAGGGCUUCUCCAGCGGCCGCGUCCCCGCCGGCCGCUCCUUCUACAUCGACUUCGCCCGCAAGCUGUGCACCUGCCAGCCGGGAGGGGACAUCACCUGCGCCCCGCUGUGUCCCCGCCUGGCCCCCGCCUGCCGCGCCGUGGGCAGCCCGGUGGCCGAUGGCUGUCCCCGCUGCGUCUGCUACGACGAGGAGGAGAUGGCGGUGCCCGCGGGCACUGUCACCACCCGGGGCUCCCAAAUCUGUACCUGCCCUGCCCACGGGGGACAGCUGCAGUGCAGAGCCGGCCAGGGCCACGAGUGAAGCUCUCCUUUUGCCCUGGGGCAUCCUCGCUGAGACACCUGAGAGUGUCCUGGAGGACUUGGGGACUGUCACCGAGCGCUGGGGCGGUGCCAUGUCCUCUGUCAUUUGUAGAGUGUCUGCUUGCUUGGUUGUGAGGUUUGUGCCACAGGGCUUGGGCUGGUGCUGCUAGCAUGUAACUGGAGAGAACACAGCUAUUUAUUUAUUUGGAAGAUGAUUCUGCUUUCGUGUGUGUUUGUGUUUAUAUGGGCUGUUUACAUUAAACUUGCUGGAUAAAGCUUCCUCCCAGGAGCCAGGCUUUUGCUUCCUGUAAUCCCAUAGGGUUCCAAGUGGUGGGACCAGGAUCAGGAGGUUGGCUGACACCCUCUCUCCCAUCUUUUUCUGAGGUGGGAGAAGUUGGGCUGGCACAGGGCUGUGUUUUUAGGGGCAAACCCCUCUGAUGUCUCCAUGCUCCGGAGCAAAGCCUUGACCACUCACGUGAGGAUGUUGGCAGUCAAGGCUCAGCCCUUCACAGCCACUGAUGACCCCAAGGCUGACCCCACUGUCARUCCCAGCUGUGCCCCAGCUCAGCAGGAAUGCCCCAAAAUGUGUCAGUGGCUGUGUCCCCUGGAGACAGACAUGGGACACAGGAUCUUCUGACAGCUUUGACAUAUUUAAAUACACACAUACACACAUAUAUAAAUGUAUCUAUGUAUAAAAACCACAGCUUCAUCAGGCUGAGCUAUUAACCCAUGUUAAUUGUUAAACGAUUGAAUAAAAUCAG
Molecule: messenger RNA, 1487 nt
Organism: Malurus melanocephalus (red-backed fairy wren)
Lineage: Eukaryota; Metazoa; Chordata; Aves; Passeriformes; Maluridae
Product: fibulin-2-like
Exons: 2
Coding region: 221-727 (168 amino acids)
Source: RefSeq, a predicted model, not a curated record